Molecule: messenger RNA, 1288 nt
Organism: Sardina pilchardus (European sardine)
Lineage: Eukaryota; Metazoa; Chordata; Actinopteri; Clupeiformes; Clupeidae
Gene: tmtops3b
Product: teleost multiple tissue opsin 3b
Exons: 4
Coding region: 86-1288 (400 amino acids)
Biological process (GO): phototransduction; G protein-coupled receptor signaling pathway; visual perception
Cellular component (GO): photoreceptor outer segment; plasma membrane
Molecular function (GO): G protein-coupled photoreceptor activity
Source: RefSeq, a predicted model, not a curated record
UCUAUAAGAAACAGGCAAUUACUUACUAGUAUGCGUUUAUGAGCUCCUGUUGCUUCGCUUGUCAUCGACUCAUCAAAGAGCCGACAUGGCCAUUAUUAACGAUGACCUGAAUAGUAGCACCAUGGACAGCACCACGAUAGACCCGACCACUGACGUUUCGCGUAUACCGCGAGCUCUGAAAGAUCUCUCGGAACUUAGCAGGACCAGUCACACUAUAGUGGCAGUAUGUCUCGGGAUCAUUUUUGUGCUUGGCUUCUUGGGCAACUUUUGUGUACUUCUUGUUUUUGCUCGUUUCCAGGUUCUUCGGACACCAAUCAAUCUCAUUCUCCUUAACAUUUGCGUAAGUGACAUGUUAGUAUGUAUUUUCGGCACUCCGUUCAGCUUUGCUGCUAGUAUCUACGGUAGAUGGCUCAUUGGACUUUCUGGCUGUAAAUGGUAUGGCUUUGCCAACGCACUCUUUGGGAUUGUUUCCCUCGUGUCUUUUGCCAUCUUGUCCUUGGAGCGCUAUUCAACCAUGCUCUGCUGCACAAAGGCAGAUGUCUCAGACUACCGGAAGGCCUGGCUGUCCAUCGGCGGCUGCUGGCUGUACUCCCUGGCGUGGACGCUGCCGCCGCUCUUUGGCUGGAGCAGCUAUGGCCCCGAGGGCCCGGGUACCACCUGCUCCGUGCAGUGGCACCAGCGUUCCCCCGGCAACGUUGCCUAUGUGACCUGCCUCUUUGUCUUCUGCCUGCUCCUGCCGCUGGUACUUAUGGUCUACUGUUAUGGCAAGAUCCUGAUGGCCAUCCGCGGGACAGCCCGGAUCAACCAGACAUCAUCCCAGCGGCGGGAGACCCAUGUUCUGCUCAUGGUACUGUCCAUGGUCUCCUGUUACCUGCUGUGUUGGAUGCCCUAUGGGGUGGUGGCAUUGCUGGCCACGUUCGGCAGGGUCGGUGCUAUUGGCCCCACAGCAAGCAUCAUCCCCUCCAUACUGGCCAAGUCCAGUACUGUGCUCAAUCCCAUCGUCUAUGUGCUUUUCAAUAACCAGUUCUACAGGUGUUUCAUGGCAUUUGUGCAGUGUGGUCCAGGCAGUCAGAGGCACAACUACCUGCACACUCUCCAGAGCAGCCCGGCCCUGGCAGGCCGCCCCAACUGCAUGGCCCUCAGCCCCCUGGGCGGCCUGUCCAGCACGGCCAACUCACCAGCCCGCCUGGAGGAGCCCACCGCCCACCGGCCAGCCAAAGAGCAGCAGCAGGGCCAGCUGCAGAGAGACCAGCAGUCCCUGGUCCUGGUGGUCCACUACACUCCAUAA